UCAGUCUAGAGGCGAGACUGUGCGAAUGAUAGCAGCAUCAGCGCACAGUGAUUCUGCAGGCAUGUAAAGAUCCAAACAGAGCUCAUAAUAUACAAGCCUAAUAUUUCUUUUUAGAAUACAUUUUCUUUAUAUUUUACUAUUCCACCCUUCCUAAACGGGGAAUAUAUUUUACUGCAAAAUGACAACGUUAUCCCUACUGUUUAUGGCCGUGUCCAUCGCUUUGAUAGCUGCAGAAUCAACUGUUUAUUUCCGAGAGCAAUUUGAAGACGGGGACUCCUGGAGGAGCCGAUGGAUGGAAUCUAAGCAUAAAUCAGACUACGGCCAGUUUGUGCUGUCUGCAGGCAAAUUUUAUGGCGAUGCUGAGAAAGAUAAAGGUCUUCAGACCAGCCAGGAUGCUCAUUUCUACGCGGUUUCAUCCCGCUUUCCUGAUUUCAACAACAAGGAUCAGCCCCUCGUAAUCCAAUUCACUGUAAAACAUGAACAGAGCAUUGACUGUGGUGGAGGCUACAUCAAACUUUUCCCAUCAGACCUCAAACAGGAAGAUAUGCAUGGAGAUUCCACCUAUAAUAUCAUGUUUGGUCCUGACAUCUGUGGUCCUGGCACCAAGAAAGUACAUGUAAUCUUUAAUUACAAAGGCAAAAAUCAUUUGAUCAACAAAGACAUUAGAUGCAAGGAUGAUGAGUACACCCACCUGUAUACGCUUAUUGUCAAUCCAGACAACACUUAUGAAGUCAAGAUUGAUAAUAAGAAGGUAGAGUCUGGAUCUCUGGAAGAAGACUGGGACUUCCUGCCCCCCAAAAAGAUCAAGGAUCCUGAAGCGAAAAGGCCUGAGGACUGGGACGAGAGAGAGAAGAUUGAUGACCCUGAUGACAAGAAACCAGAGGACUGGGACAAACCCGAGAACAUCCCUGAUCCCGAUGCCAAGAAGCCUGAUGACUGGGAUGAUGAGAUGGAUGGGGAGUGGGAGCCGCCCAUGGUCUCCAAUCCUGAAUACAAGGGUGAGUGGAAACCCAACCAGAUUGACAAUCCUGCUUACAAGGGGAAAUGGGUGCACCCUGAGAUUGAUAAUCCAGAAUACACUGCUGACAGCGAAAUCUAUAAAUACGAUAGCAUCGGAGUGAUCGGACUGGACUUGUGGCAGGUUAAGUCUGGCACCAUUUUUGACAACUUUCUCAUUACAAAUGACCCCAAACUGGCAGAUGAGAUUGGCGAUGAGACUUGGGGUGCCACAAAGGAUGCUGAGAAGAAAAUGAAAGAAAGUCAAGAAGAGGAAGACAGAAAGAAGCGUGAGGAAGAGGAAAAUACAAGAAAGGAGGAGGUGAAGGAUGAAGGGGAAGAUGAAGAUAAGGAGGAGGAGGAGGAAGAAGAGGAAGAGGAGGAAGAAGAAGAAGAAGAAGAGGAGGAGGAGGAAGAGGAAACAGACUCUAAACUCAAAGAUGAGUUGUAGAUUUCAACAGGAACUUGUGAAGAAAUAUCCCAUGACUAAUGGGGUACAAUACAGAGAACUGGACUAAUGCUAGACAUUCCUUUUUGUUGUGUGUGUCGGAUGAAUCUGGCAAGAUUGUUUUGUCCCUUUCCACUACUACAACCCUAUUUAUAGAUUACAUUUUUACAUAAUUUUCAUUUGCAUGAUGUCAAGCAAAAUCCCAAGCGUUUUCAGUCAGGGAGAGUUGAGCAGAACCAAUAUGAAAAUCUUUGUCUAUAGCGUGAGAUGAUCCAUAAAAAUUCAAUGCUCAUAUGUCAGAAUAUCCUAAGAAAUUCUGUAACAUGAAACUUGAAUCAUAGAUACAAUUCUCAGAAACUAAUAUGAUUACCUCAAAGAACAUUUACUAUAUUUCAUUGAUAAUGUGGAGCAGUUAUUGCCAUCAUUUUGUUCUCAUUUCACUUCUGAAUACGGGAAGUUGUUUCUCAUCUACAGCAUUUUGGCUUAACACAUUUUUACAUGUGUGUGUGUGUUUUUUGGGUUUGAGAGAGAGUCCUUACUUUACUUACUUUAUUGCAUGUUUCAUCUUAAACCAAACCUCAACUUCAUAACCACGUACUUGCUCUCAAUAUCAGUAUAUUAGAGAUCAGGUUCUUGGUUGUAUACUUUCCUGAACACAUAGCGGAUUUCACAAAGCUGAUAUGGUUUUGAUCUGGCCCUGGUCAGCAAGCAAACUUUUAUACCGAAUUAAGAAUUUGCAUGUUUGGCUGAAAGUACGGCGAAAGCAAAUCAAGGUUAAUAAUGGUUUCUUGCAGUUGCUGUCAAUUGUUUGUUUGGGUUCAACUGAUUUGCUGAAUGAUUUAUUCAGCAAAUGUGGUUAUUAGGGCCUGGCUGAACCUGUGGAGUAAGGAAAAUUUUAAAAAUGUGUGUAAGAUUUCAAGGGUGUUGCAGGGUAAGUCUUCUAUUAUUCUAGAAACACGACAGAUUUCACAGCCAUUGUGAAUAUUGCACUGCUGUACUGCUUCAAUCAUACUUCUCCCAGCAAAAUGGAUUGUGACCUUUUUUUUAAAGAUAUAUUUUGUACUUUUUGUGUUUGAAGGAUGUACCUUGACAUUUUGAGAAGAAAAGCUCUGGUAUGACAGUUGUUGUCCAAUAAUAAAACUACAAAUAGGGUUAUCAUA
Molecule: messenger RNA, 2604 nt
Organism: Pimephales promelas (fathead minnow)
Lineage: Eukaryota; Metazoa; Chordata; Actinopteri; Cypriniformes; Leuciscidae
Gene: calr
Product: calreticulin
Biological process (GO): ERAD pathway; protein folding
Cellular component (GO): endoplasmic reticulum membrane; endoplasmic reticulum
Molecular function (GO): calcium ion binding
Source: RefSeq, a predicted model, not a curated record